Messenger RNA from Varroa destructor (honeybee mite), 4038 nucleotides. RefSeq lists its product as uncharacterized. Lineage: Eukaryota; Metazoa; Arthropoda; Arachnida; Mesostigmata; Varroidae. The record is from RefSeq and is a predicted model, not a curated record.
AUUCCAUCUGAUUGACUGUACGACGAUAUUUUCCAAUUUCUCGUACCCCACAAAUUCUAUAUGUAGUUUAGAUAUUGUUCUAAUGAAAUUCAUUGGACAUCACAACGCGAUAGCUUUCGUGUCCAUCAGAUCUGUCAUCAGUCCAUCAGCAUGAGUCAACUUACCAUUGGUAACUUUAGCUUCGAAGAAUAUCUGCAAUAUGACAUGGCAAGGUCGAUUUUAACUGGGUAGUCUGGCCAAUUUAAUCUGCUACAGUAAAGAACGUAAUUAUGUCAUAUCCUCGAGCGGUUACAUCGCUCUAGAGCACAUUAUUAAUGCAUUUCCAUUUUGCUAUCCGACCUAAUAAAAAAAUAGUUAAUUUUAAUCCGUAUUGAGCGAGGCAGCAGUGGAACUGUCAAGAGCAGCAUUGUCAAUCCGACGCCUUUCUCCCAUGAGCAGUUAGCGGAUUCCCCUAUGGACUCGGUCAGUCGAUCAAGCGCAUGUUACGCGGGGCAAACGGGCGAAUCUUAACAAGGUUCUAGUGUAAAAUGCGCUAAAUAGGUCGAAAAUCGUCACCUGCACAGCGGAUAUUGUCAAAGAACAGGCCAAAGAUCCUCUACAUUUAGAUUCACCAAAGCCACCUUUGAACCCAAACAUUGCCUCAGGUUCAUUCGCUGAUCUUUGUGCCCAGUCGCUUGCUUGCGAGACAAGGUAGAACGAGCUGCUAAUACAGUUUACAAACAAAAUUGAUGCUUUCGUAAACAAAUAUGGUUUGUGCACAAACCAUACUUACUGACAUGAGCGCUAUUAUGCCAUGCUUCUUGUAGCCGGUAUUGCUCCUCUGUCUGUCUGUCUGCCUGUCUGUCCGUUCACAACACGGUACCAGCCAUGCUGUUGUUGCUGUAAUUGUUCAACGGGGGCAAACUGGUGAGGCAAACUCGAGGGCCACACCCUGACGCGACGCUUAAAAAUGCUACCACUAUAGAAGUUGAUUCGUUCGUUGAAUGAGCGGUUGAAUUAGAUCCGGAACGGGGUUUUAGCAGACUUCUACACGCAUAUUGUAUUGAAAGCACGCCACCACUGACAUAACUGCUAGAUUUUCAACUGUUCUUCUAGAUGGCUAAUCUUCGGGCCAUUAAUAAUGACAUUCAAGUCAACAACAGCGCGGACAACAACGACAAACGAUGCUCACAACGAACUUUACCCCAUCACGCUGACGUAACAUACGGGAUGGUUUGUUUAGUUGAAAUUAUUUAUGCUGCGGUAAACACUAGAUGGACAAAACCAACCGCAUCGAUGUUCGACUUUCGUGUGCUAUUCUGCUCUAGACAAACUGUGUAGCACGUGUCGAGACACGUUACAAGCAAAGAUCACACAAUAAACAGUAACACAGUAGUGUUGGGGGGUAAAAAGCACCGGAAUUUCACAUUUCAUCCGCAACGCGACAACGUUAUCAGCAGCAGCAGCAACGGGUUUUAUUCUUUUUUCAACUCUAUCAACCCUUUCUCGGGGUGCCCAAUGCUGUCAGCGUUCUUAGUUAGGUACGCACUUCACUCUCCCGGCUUGGAAGCAUCCUCGUACAGUGUCGUUGAAACAUCGGGCUGUGGGAACGCUUGUAGAGGAAAAGGAGGAGGAAUGGGGUUGUGUCCUCUGUGUAAUCGUCCCAUCCGUUAGUCGACGCGAAGAUGUUAGUGUCCAUGGUAAGGACCUGUUGAGGUUAUCGUUUCGAUCGUGCGAUAAAGUAUGUGCAAAUUUAUUAUUGGAUAAACAGUCAUUUCCACUCCGCUUCAACCGUGGACCUAAAUACGGCCCGACUGGGAUGCGCGCAAAAAGUGAGGUUGCCCGAGGCGUGCGACCUACUCAGAUAUCUAGCGUUCUAGCCCUUGCUGUGGCCAUCAGUCUGCAUCUGUUAGCCGCUCCGACGCCUGCUGCUGCCAAGGAUGCGUCGGCGGCUGCGUCGGCCAAAAAGACAGAGGUAUGGUCCAUCGGCAUCCCCAGUGCUAUGGGGCCCCUUCAGGUGGGCCCCGGCCCUAUGGUGCCCAGUCUCAAGGUUGCGGCGAGUCAUCCUUAUGAAUACCACAACUAUCCACACGGCGGUCACCCAUAUGGUGGAUAUGGCGGUGGUCAUUACGGCAGUCAUGGGGGGGGGUACAGCGGAGGGGGAUAUGGACAUGGAGGCCAUGGCGGGUACGGUCACAGCGAAUUUGAAUUCGGACAUGUUUCACCAUCUUACAAGUCUUCCCUUGGUUGUCAUCAUAAAGGAUUUGACCUCAUCCCUUGGUUUAUCAUGGCCUUAGGUGCGCUGAUACUUAUUCCUAUAUUCGGUGCACUGAUCCAGUUCAAGCUUCAGGCUCUCGCACCGUUGUUUGGCUUCCAAGGCCAAACACCCCUUGUUACAACUCAAGUCGGAGGUACCAGAACUAACAUCCAGGCACGUUUGUUAAACGAGAUUUGGCCAAUGGUCGAUAAGGCCAUCGAACAUUACACUGGAAUGGCUACAGAGGAGCUCAAAAAAGAGGCACUUCAUACCGUUAACACAAUUCAAGGUUUUCGCGCGCAAAAAAAUUCGAAAUAGGCAAGAUAGUUUCACAGCUAUCUUCGCAUUAUAAAAAAGUGGCCCAUGAAAUCUUAUCAGGACUUCAUUCCACAGAGCUAAUACAAGCAUUAUUAUAUUAACUGAAACAUAAUGGUUUACGUUCCCACGUCGUCACGACACGGCCGAACUUGGCAGCGUACUGGGGCCACUCAAAAGCUGCUUAGAGUGAAGCUAAACCGGAGCAUUUAUGCUCUGUGUUAGGAAUCGAAGGGUAAGCACUAGUCAACGCAAAGAAUGAUAAUCCACGCCCCCGGGCAAACCCAAAUAGCUAUUGUAUUGCACCAAUAGACAAAUUCAAAAUACGUCAACCUUCAAUUAGCUGUCGUUUUAUGUAAAAAAAAUACUCACGGUUAACAGCUGCUUGAUUUAGCUCAUAUUCGCCAUGCUGUCUGGGAGCUAUAUGAACUACAUUAAUUACUUCAAUAUAAUUAUUUUUCAUUAGAUGCUACUAAAUAUGUGGUGCAAUUUUAUGGUGCUCCAUAUUACCCUUUAUAAUGUUUAUAUAUAUGCGCAAAUUACAACUCGAUUGUAGGUUAUUUGCUAUCGAAUUCUAUUGGAAUAUGGGUCACGCUGAGUUUUAUGGAGCGAGAGAACAAAUGUUUUUCUCAUGCGCGUAAAAUGGUUAACACACCAUUGCGCUCAUCAUAACCACCAUCUAAUUGUCAUCAAAAUUCUGUCAUCCUCAUCAUUCUUCUAUGUUCUGUGAUUUUUCAUCGCUUACGAACCUUCGUAGAUAUCACUAAUGGUACUAAAGGUACUUUCGAAAAUCUCAAGUAACAAGUUACCUUGCCUUGGAGACCUAUCACCGUAUAGCAUAUGACAAAAAUGCUACCAAGUUAUGUAGCGUCGUAUUCUGUCGCUUGGAAUUCGAUAUUCUGGUCCUACUAGAAAAAUGCUCGUCAGUUCUGAUUUACCUAAUGGUCAUAUAAGACCAAUAAUAGGACUACUAACUUCUUCAGCUGGAAUAUCUACAGGGCAUGUCUGGUGUUGUGUCAGUUAGACAUCAGUAUGGUUCGUGCCUAAGCAAGCCGUUGAAAAGUCCCAUUAGGAGGAUGCAGAUAGAAAGCAAUCUAUUCGAAAGGUAAAUAUCGAGGCGGUCUAGGAAGUCUCAACAUCAAGUGGGUCCUGGUCUUACCUAACUAGCUUGUAUGAUGCAUAAUGCAGAAAUAAGCGUUUUUUUUUUUGAAAAAGAUUGAUUUUAGUGCAUUUUAAAUGUUACCUUCUUGUCAUGAACUAUCGUGUACAAAAUGUAAUUAACAAAUAAACGUCGAAUGAAUGCAGGCGCCAUGUUUGAUAUAGAUUAUAUAUGCCACUGGUAUAAUUAUAACGGAUACGAAAUUAUAAUUAAUAAUAAUAAUAUAAGGCUGUGAGAUUUAAUAUAUUGUUAAUGGAGAACGCUCACUACGUCACGCGAAUAUGUCAACUGAUUGUUUGGCCGAAGUACAAGGGGCAAUUUACAAAAU